AUGGCCAUCUUAGAGGCAAAACCUGAUUCUGAUGAUCUCACAGAAUUGCCUGAGUACGAAAUCGAUGAAUUUGACGAAGGAGGAAUUCGGAAAACGAAUGGGAAAAAGAUAAAAUCCAUCAAAUCGGAAGAACAUUACGAUCAAGAUUCUGCCAAGACCGGCAGAUUUCAUAAUAUUAUCAGAGGAAUUUGGGCUACACGGCAAACGGAGAAUGUGAAAAAUCGACGCGUUUUCAUCAAAACCACACUUCGCGAGUUGGCGCUCUACUUGAUAUUCCUUUUGCUUCUCCUACUGAUUGCACUAUUGACGGUCAACAGUAUGACGUUCUUUUACUUUGACAGUGUAUUCCAGUCAUUUGUUGGGCCAUAUCAGGACCCGACUGACGGUUCAUCCAUGGAUUUCAACUCGAUCAGUGAUGUAGAUUCUGUUUGGAAGCUCCGGCGUGCUGCAAUGUGUUUUUGCUCAGAGGAACAGAGUUUGCACACAACUUUGCAGGUGUUCCCAUGGGUGGUUACUGUCGAACUUAAAGACAUCUUCUCACAUGGUCAGUUUAUGAGCGGCCUCUAUUGGAAUACUUGGUACAACGAACGAAAUGUCUCUUUCAGUGAGAAGGAAUUCAUCGGAUUUGAUAAUAAGUUACUCGGGGUGCCGCGGCUUCGUCAACUCCGAGUCAGUCCCUCGUACUGCACAGUUCCCCCCAAGAUGACCCAAAUAACCAAGGCAUGCUAUCCGGAUUACUGGACCGGGGCACGUAGCACCGAUCCAAUUCAACCACAAAAUGGUCUGAUCCCCGUGUUCACUCAAGACGCGUGA
Messenger RNA from Echinostoma caproni, 813 nucleotides. The record is from the annotation of a GenBank genome assembly. Lineage: Eukaryota; Metazoa; Platyhelminthes; Trematoda; Plagiorchiida; Echinostomatidae.